Molecule: messenger RNA, 2574 nt
Organism: Musa acuminata AAA Group (dessert banana)
Lineage: Eukaryota; Viridiplantae; Streptophyta; Magnoliopsida; Zingiberales; Musaceae
Product: protein PTST, chloroplastic-like
Exons: 12
Coding region: 127-1038 (303 amino acids)
Source: RefSeq, a predicted model, not a curated record
CAUCUCGAUAACACGACACCCUUCUCCUCUGCUCGGGUGACUCUUCUCCAGCGACGAGCAGUCUUCUUCUGAUCGCACCGCGUUGCAGACAGUCUCUCUCACUCUUGCCUUCUCCGGUCCCUUGUCAUGGAGUGCUUAAAGACAAACUUUAUAAGAAAGUUGGAGCUGGUGCAAAAUCACACAGUUCUAUGUAAUCCAUCAGAUAGAUUAUGGACAGUCCCAAGAAGACUGGCAUAUUCACGUCAGCGUUCUGCUUGUUAUCGAGAAUGUCAUGCAUAUUUUAGUAUGAUAUACCCUGCAAAAUCAUGCUUUUAUGGACGUAAAUCUUCAAGGGCCUUUUCCAUAAGCUUGGGUGAGGAGCCUUCCUCAUUAUCAGAGGUGGAAAACAUAAGUGAUAUUGAUGACACUGUGCCAACUGAUUCUUCUGAGGAGGUCUUGCCACAAAAGUUGAAGUCUGAUGAGUUGAAGGCACUGCUGGUUGACACUGAAAGAAAAAAGCUUUUGAAGAAACUCAGCGAAGCUAAUCAAUACAACAGAUUUCUCAAAAGACAGUUGCUUAUGGAAGAGGAUGCAAUAGCCAAGUUCAAAAAUGAACUUGCUGUCUUGGAGCUUGAACUUCAGACUUUGGUUAGCUUAGCAGAAGAGAUAGCUAAUAGUGGGGUUCAGCCUGAUUCGAGGAAGAUAAAUGGGAGAUACAUUCAAUCCCAUCUCCUUGCCAGAUUAGAAGCGAUCCACGAAAAAGUUAAGGAGCAGAUAAAGGAUGUGGACACUUGGAAGUUUGAGGUUUCUUUAUUCUGGGUUGGGAUGGCUGAGAGUGUCCAUGUUAUGGGUUCCUUUGAUGGUUGGACUCAAGGAGAGGAGAUGUCACCAGAGUAUACUGGUGACUAUGCCAGAUUUUCAGCUACCCUCAAACUUAGACCUGGGAGGUAUGAGAUCAAGUUCUUGGUGGAUGGGGAGUGGAAACUAUCUCCUGAAUUCCCCACCAUUGGUGAGGGAAUCAUGCAAAAUAAUUUGCUAGUUGUGGAGCAGAAUAACUGAACAUUGCAUAAUAGCCAAAAUUCGUAAAGUCCUCACUUUUUGUUUAAUGAAGAGCUAUUCUACUAGGUGCCAACGAUAGCUUGUCAUCCUACUCAACAGUAUUUGUAUUGCCUUGAUAUUUCAGAUAUGGAGCAACCUCAAAGUGAUAUAUUGUUAAAUUUUCUAGCUCUGUUGUCUGUUUGCAAUUUAUCAGUGCCUGUUUGCAGUUCCCAAAGGCUUUCUUGGUUUGAUUAUAUCAUCAAUCCUGAUUGUUAAUAGCUUUUUUUUGUCCUGUAAUCCUCAAUCUUGUGGCUAAUGCUGGAUUGAAUAAAUUUUUGAUAUCUCCUUGGCAGUAUAUUUCUUGUCUUUCCUAUAAUCCUCAUCCAGCUUCAAACAAUUACUCAAGAGCCAGGUAAAUGCUGAAGUGCAGGAUGCCAUCUGUUAGUUUGGAAAGGGAACAGGACAGUGUUGAGAUUUUGGUAAGAUCAACAAUAAAAUUGGUCAGGCUUAUUUCCAGAAAUUCUAAAUUAUUUGCAAAUCACCAUCUUGGGUGAUUUGAUGAUCAUCUGAUGUUGGCGUAACUACUCUUUUUGUGAUUAUCUGAUAAAUUCCUCUAGGAAAGGGAAUAUAGGGUGAUCCACCUAAAAUUGUUUUUUGAGAUACACCUCAUAAAGUUAGGUUCAAGAAUAUAAAAGAUAUUAUAAGGAACUCUGCGUAAUGAAAUUAUUGACUUCAGGAAUGAUGACUUCAGAAUAAUGGAGUAACUUGUCUUUGUUAAUGCCAAAACAUAAAGGUACAGGAAAUUCAGCAUGAAGGUCAUCAAAGCUGUCAGUAGCCCAUGCUUCGAAGGCUCUUUCUUUUCUUUUUUUUUCCCUUCAAGUGUUUGUUUAUAGCAAGUCUUAAAGACACUGACACUGUAUUUAUUCUUAACAAUUCUGAUGAACAGGUAGCUUUCAUGGUUCGAAUAGGCGCACAUGAUCAAUCCACAGUCUCAAGUGGUAACGGUGUUAUGCAUUUAAAACUGCACUUCUUCAAUGGCUCGAACAGUUACUUUGGCAAUCGAGAUUAACACACCGAGUGGAGAUCGUCACCAACGACUAGGGAAAUCACACCGUCCCCUCCUAUUGUUGCCUUCACUAACAUGGAGCAUUUUAUUGGAGAACUAAAAUGAUAAACCAGGAAAAAAGAUGCUUUGUAUCAAGAACAUUAAUCUUGUCAUGAAAUAAUGCAAACGUUGAAGGUUUCCUUUAAAAUAUUAAUCAGGAACUAAAGAAGAGAGAACAAGAAGGACAACUUAGAGGGGAAGGAUUUCUCUCAGAGGUUAAUGCCCAAUUUCGUCAGGCUAGUAUUUCUGUUAUUAUCAUGGUCAUCGGUGCAUGCAAUGUUGGCAUGUUACGUAUCAUUCUUGCUGCAUCAUGGACUAGGACUUCUGAUUCCGCACAAGGUGAUGAAAUACAGAUAGAAAUAUUCGUUUUUGUUUCUAGUGCCUUUGUUUCUGUUCUUUCCAGAGGAAUAUUUGGGCAUCAAUAAUAGGUCAUUCUCCAGUUAUGAGCACUA